Molecule: messenger RNA, 1070 nt
Organism: Amoebophrya sp. A120
Lineage: Eukaryota; Dinophyceae; Syndiniales; Amoebophryaceae
Source: the annotation of a GenBank genome assembly
AUGUCUCCGCGUGUUGGGGGAUUGUACGACGACGUCUGCGAUUUUUGGAACAGCAAAAAGCCGCUGAUCAAGAAAAUCCGGAAGAUGGCCCUGGAAGCCGUCUCGUGCGGCAAGGAGGACCGGCCGGAGCGUGAUAUUCCGUAUCCGACCCUGGGCGCCGGUUUGAGCGGUCCGCAAGUCGAUCAACUGUUCGCCACCGUCGAUGCGACGCAGGAAGCCGGCCGCACGGUUCUGGUUAUGGGCGCGUUGGGAAAACGGGUUGGCAUUGCCUCUGCGAGCGUCCGCGACCGCUGGAACGGACAGUGCGUAUCCCCCGCAAAGGUAAUAUUUAUCGUUUGCGCAUGAAAAUUAAAUUCAACGUACUUCUUGGACCUUAUGUAUGCGCAGCGGUAUUCGUUGUAUAACCCUGGAGCUGCAGCUUCGUUCCAGUUGUGCAGCUGAAGUUCAUACAUGCAGACUUAGACAUCACAUGGAACAGGACAGGGCUGGGACGUGGUGAAAGAAAGGUGAUCUGGUGACAUCAAAUUUGAUGUAUGUAGCUGUUCAAGUGGUGCAAAUGUGACGCGCGAUACCAGAAAAAUAUUAUCCUUUGCACUGGAUAGCGCGGCGACAGCGAUGAUUGCGUUUUGGUGGACCCCACGGUGAAAGGCAUGCUCCCUGGGUUGGUCCAAGUCAUGAUGCGUUCCACGUUUUGCUUGCAGCCGGAGGGAGACACUCCGUCUCGCAAGGGGUUGCUGGACAGCUUGGCGCUGGGAUGCAUUCCGGUACUGUCGUCCGCGAAGCAGCAGGUGCUGUGGCGGUGGCAUCUGGGAGACUGGGAAGAUUUUUCUGUUCUGGCGCCAAAGUCUACCACGGGGAACGCUUCGUCCGCCUCUUGCUGCGGCGGCGGUGAGGGAGGGGAUGAAAACUACAGCGUGGUCGACUUCCUGCGAGGGAUCGACGCGACCACGAUCGCCAACCUGCAGGCCGGCGGCCGGAUCGCGCGGUCGAAAAUCAUCUCGCACUGGACCGACACCGAUUUGAACGACGCAAUUACGGUCACGCUGCAAGCCAUAAAGGAUGGCAAAUGA